GCUAACAAUAACGUCAUGAAUCCUCUUAAAACUGAAUGCACGGAAAAAAACGAGGACGCCGUGAGUGGCAGUCCGUUAAAAGUUCGGGUUUUCAAAAGACGGUGGCUUCAGCUUUUCUUGUACGCUUUAUGCAGUGUAUGCAGCAGCUUUCAGUAUCCUCAAUUCACGAUCAUCGGUCAUAUAAUAAUCUUCAGGUACUACGACGUCUCGAUAUUAGCAGUCGCAUCGACCAGCAUCAUGUUGAUGGUCGGCUACGCAGUUUUCCUCUUCCCUGGCUUGUUUUUAAUGGAACGGAUAGGCAUGAAGUGGACAGUCGUCAUAGGAGCCGCAUUCACGUGUCUCGGAGCUUGGAUUAAGGUCCUUUCAACAGCCCCAGAUCGAUUUCCGGUGCUGCUUAUAGGCCAAGGCAUGGUUGCGAUCAGCCAGGUUUUCAUUGCUCCUGUUCCGGGAAAAUUGGCUGCAUUUUGGUUCGGGAAAGACCAACUUGCACUCGCUACCGCCUUCGGCUGCUACGCACUUCACGUGGGCCUGACGAUCUGCUUCCUGACUGUUCCAAAUUUCGUCAGAAAUCACGAUGACGUCGCGAAAAUUGGGAUAGAAUUGUCCACCAUUCACUGGAUACUUGCGAUUGCAUGUUCAAUUGUAACAUUGGCUGUACUUCUUUUUUUUCAGAACGAACCUUCUAUGCCACCGAGCGAGUCGCGUGCGCUUCAAAGAUACACUCACGAAAGUUUCGGUAAAGGAUUUUUAGUGUCGUUGAAGAUGUUAGUAACGAAGAACAGGAACUUCAUCAUUCUUUGGAACACUUAUGGUUUGAUUACCGGCAUAUUUAACUCAAUGCCAAUACUUUUGAAUCCGUUCUUCUUAACUCACUUCAAGAACUGUGAAGUUGAUCUUGGAAUAAUCAACCUGUUGCUGUGCCUUCUGGGUACCAUAGGUUCGAUAAUCAUCGCAUCAAUCCUAGAUAAAACCAAGAAAUUUAGAGUCAUCGCCAUUACCGUGACCACUUCAUCCGUACUUUGCGAAAUACUUUUCGCUGGCACCUUGCACCUGGAAAUUAAAUGGAUGGUGUUUGUGUCAAUUUCGCUUUUCGGCAUUGCUCUCAUAAGUUACAGCGCGAUAGGAUUUGAACUAUGCGCCGAAGCGACUUACCCCGAGUCUCAGGCACUGUCAACGGGGAUUUUGAGCAUAUCGGGACAAAUUUAUGGAGCUUUCGUAACUCCCCUUCUCGUCAAGGUGAUCGAUGUCUUCGGAGAUACAGCUGCGCACGUCGCCAUUGUCGUAAUUCUCAGCCUAGGAACUCUGCUGACGAUUUUGGAUAAAAUUGAUCUGCGUAGACAGAGAGCUGAAGAACAUGCCGCGCGAUAUGAAGCGCUGAGCCAAGGAGUAUCAGAUAAAAUUGACAAAUGAUAUUG
Molecule: messenger RNA, 1415 nt
Organism: Diprion similis
Lineage: Eukaryota; Metazoa; Arthropoda; Insecta; Hymenoptera; Diprionidae
Product: feline leukemia virus subgroup C receptor-related protein 2-like
Exons: 6
Coding region: 16-1410 (464 amino acids)
Biological process (GO): heme export; transmembrane transport
Cellular component (GO): membrane
Molecular function (GO): heme transmembrane transporter activity; heme binding
Source: RefSeq, a predicted model, not a curated record